Messenger RNA from Tupaia belangeri chinensis (Chinese tree shrew), 1679 nucleotides. Its product is annotated as small conductance calcium-activated potassium channel protein 2. Gene Ontology annotation, molecular function: small conductance calcium-activated potassium channel activity; calmodulin binding. Gene Ontology annotation, biological process: potassium ion transport. Gene Ontology annotation, cellular component: membrane. NCBI's taxonomy places the organism in Eukaryota, Metazoa, Chordata, Mammalia, Scandentia, Tupaiidae. The record is from RefSeq and is a predicted model, not a curated record.
GGGCACCGGCGCGCGCUGUUCGAGAAGCGCAAGCGGCUCAGCGACUACGCGCUCAUCUUCGGCAUGUUCGGCAUCGUGGUGAUGGUCAUCGAGACCGAGCUGUCCUGGGGCGCCUACGACAAGGCAUCACUGUACUCCUUAGCUCUGAAAUGCCUUAUCAGCCUCUCCACGAUCAUCCUGCUCGGUCUGAUCAUCGUGUACCACGCCAGGGAAAUACAGUUGUUCAUGGUGGACAAUGGAGCCGAUGACUGGAGAAUAGCCAUGACUUACGAGCGUAUUUUCUUCAUCUGCUUGGAAAUACUGGUGUGUGCUAUUCACCCCAUACCUGGGAAUUACACGUUCACAUGGACGGCCCGGCUUGCCUUCUCCUACGCCCCAUCCACAACCACGGCUGAUGUGGAUAUUAUUUUAUCUAUACCAAUGUUCUUAAGACUCUACCUGAUCGCCAGAGUCAUGCUUUUACACAGCAAACUUUUCACUGAUGCCUCCUCUAGAAGCAUUGGAGCACUUAACAAGAUAAACUUCAAUACGCGUUUUGUUAUGAAGACCUUAAUGACUAUAUGCCCAGGAACUGUGCUCUUGGUUUUUAGUAUCUCAUUAUGGAUAAUUGCCGCAUGGACUGUCCGGGCUUGUGAAAGGUACCAUGAUCAACAGGAUGUAACUAGCAACUUCCUUGGAGCAAUGUGGUUGAUAUCAAUAACCUUUCUCUCCAUUGGUUAUGGUGACAUGGUACCUAACACAUACUGCGGGAAAGGAGUCUGCUUGCUUACUGGAAUUAUGGGUGCUGGUUGCACAGCCCUGGUGGUAGCUGUAGUGGCGAGGAAACUAGAACUUACCAAAGCAGAAAAACAUGUGCACAAUUUCAUGAUGGAUACUCAGCUGACUAAAAGAGUGAAAAACGCAGCUGCCAAUGUACUCAGGGAAACAUGGCUGAUUUACAAAAACACAAAGCUAGUAAAAAAGAUAGAUCAUGCAAAAGUAAGGAAACAUCAACGAAAAUUCUUGCAAGCUAUUCAUCAAUUAAGAAGUGUAAAAAUGGAGCAGAGGAAACUGAAUGACCAAGCAAAUACCUUGGUGGACCUGGCAAAGACCCAGAACAUCAUGUACGACAUGAUUUCCGACCUAAAUGAAAGGAGCGAAGACUUCGAGAAGAGGAUAGUUACCCUGGAGACAAAGUUAGAGACUCUGAUUGGGAGCGUCCACGCCCUCCCCGGGCUCAUCAGCCAGACUCUCAGGCAGCAGCAGAGGGACUUGGUGGAGGCCCAGAUGGAGAGCUGCGACAAGCACGCCCCCUACAGCGCCGAGCGCUCCCGGUCCUCGUCCCGGCGGCGGCGCUCCUCCUCCACGGCGCCACCCACUCCAUCAGAGAGCAGCUAGAAGAGAAUAAGCUAACCACAAAUAAGACUUUUUGCCAUCAUAUGGUCAAUAUUUUAGCUUUUAUUGUAAAGCCCCUAUGGUUCUAAUCAGCGUUAUCCGGUUCUGAUGUCAGAAUCCUGGGAACCUGAACACUAAGUUUUAGGCCAAAUGAGUGAAAACUCUUUUUUCUUUCCGAUGCACAGGGAAUGCACUUACUCUUGCUAUAUAGAUUGUUCCUCCUGUGAUUUCACUAACUUUUUAUUCAUGCACUUCAGACUUUACUACUACACUAUAUGAGAUAUAAUAAAAAGUUAAUUUCUGCA